This is a messenger RNA of Myotis brandtii (Brandt's bat), 4354 nucleotides long. It is a transcript of the gene INPPL1, whose product is annotated as inositol polyphosphate phosphatase-like 1. The transcript is spliced from 27 exons. The record is from RefSeq and is a predicted model, not a curated record. The coding region runs from base 1 to 3663 and encodes 1220 amino acids. Gene Ontology annotation, molecular function: phosphatase activity. Lineage: Eukaryota; Metazoa; Chordata; Mammalia; Chiroptera; Vespertilionidae. Gene Ontology annotation, biological process: phosphatidylinositol dephosphorylation.
AUGGCUUGUGUCUGGUUGGCAGCCAAGAGAGCCCUCAAACGGGGCCCACUUGAGGGAAGGGAAUGGCCCUGUGGCCAAGUCCAGUGGCAGGAGGAGAGGGUACCUUGGGGCUUAGACUCUAGCCUGGGAGUGACAGAUUCUGACCUCCACCUUGCUAUCAGGUACCAGAAGCAUGUGCACACGUAUCGAAUUCUGCCUGAUGGAGAAGACUUCCUGGCUGUGCAGACCUCGCAGGGUGUGCCCGUGCGCCGCUUCCAGACCCUGGGCGAGCUCAUUGGCCUGUAUGCCCAGCCCAACCAGGGCCUGGUGUGCGCCCUGCUGCUGCCUGUGGAGCGAGAGCGAGAGCCAGACCCGCAAGACGACCGCGAUGCCUCAGAUGGGGAGGAUGAGAAGCCCCCGCUGCCCCCACGCUCUGGCUCCACCAGCAUUUGUGCCUCUGUGGGGCCCAGCAGCCCCCCACCAGCCCCUGAGACCCCCACAACUCCGGCUGCUGAGAGUGCUCCCAAUGGGUUGAGCACUGUCUCGCAUGAGUACCUGAAGGGCAGCUACGGGCUGGACCUGGAGGCUGUUCGGAGUGGAGCCAGCAACCUGCCCCACCUCACCCGCACUCUUGCCACCUCAUGCCGGAGGCUACACAGUGAGGUGGAUAAGGUCCUGUCUGGCCUGGAAAUUCUGUCCAAGGUGUUUGACCAGCAGAGCUCACCCAUGGUGACCCGCCUUUUGCAGCAACAGAACCCACCACAGACGGGGGAGCAGGAACUAGAGAGCCUGGUGCUGAAACUGUCAGUGUUAAAGGACUUCCUGUCGGGCAUCCAGAAGAAGGCCCUGAAGGCCCUUCAGGACAUAAGUUCCACAGCACCCCCGGCUCCACUGCAGCCAUGCACACGUAAGGCCAAGACCAUCCCUGUGCAGGCCUUUGAGGUGAAGCUGGAUGUGACCCUGGGCGAUCUGACCAAGAUUGGGAAAUCACAGAAGUUCACGCUGAGCGUGGAUGUCGAGGGCGGGCGGCUGGUGUUGCUACGGAGACAGCGAGACUCACAGGAGGACUGGACAACCUUCACACAUGACCGCAUCCGCCAGCUCAUUAAGUCUCAGCGUGUCCAGAACAAGCUGGGUGUCGUGUUUGAGAAGGAGAAGGACCGGACACAGCGCAAGGACUUCAUCUUUGUCAGUGCCCGGAAGCGGGAGGCCUUCUGCCAGCUGCUACAGCUCAUGAAGAACAAGCACUCCAAGCAGGAUGAGCCCGACAUGAUCUCUGUCUUCAUAGGCACCUGGAACAUGGGAAGUGUGCCUCCUCCGAAAAAUGUGACAUCUUGGUUCACAUCGAAGGGACUGGGGAAGACCCUGGAUGAGGUCACAGUUGCCAUACCCCAUGACAUCUAUGUUUUUGGGACCCAGGAGAACUCGGUGUGUGACCGAGAAUGGCUGGACCUGCUACGCGGGGGCCUCAAGGAGCUCACAGAUCUGGAUUACCGCCCGAUUGCCAUGCAGUCCCUGUGGAACAUCAAGGUGGCUGUGCUGGUCAAGCCAGAGCACGAGAACCGCAUCAGCCAUGUCAGUACCUCCAGCGUGAAGACUGGCAUUGCCAACACUCUGGGAAACAAGGGGGCUGUGGGCGUCUCCUUCAUGUUCAAUGGCACUUCAUUUGGCUUUGUGAAUUGCCACCUCACCUCGGGAAAUGAGAAGACUGCCCGGCGGAACCAGAACUACCUAGACAUCCUGCGGCUGCUCUCUCUGGGCGACCGCCAGCUCAGUGCCUUUGACAUCUCUCUGCGUUUCACUCACCUCUUCUGGUUUGGGGACCUCAACUACCGUCUGGACAUGGAUAUCCAGGAGAUCCUGAACUAUAUCAGCAGAAAGGAGUUUGAGCCCCUGCUCAGGGUGGACCAGCUCAACUUGGAGCGGGAGAAGCACAAGGUCUUCCUCCGAUUCAGUGAAGAGGAGAUCUCCUUCCCGCCCACCUACCGCUACGAGCGAGGUUCCCGGGACACAUAUGCCUGGCAUAAGCAGAAGCCAACUGGGGUCCGGACCAACGUGCCUUCAUGGUGUGACCGGAUUCUCUGGAAAUCCUACCCUGAGACCCACAUCAUCUGCAAUUCCUAUGGUUGCACUGAUGACAUUGUCACCAGCGAUCACUCCCCCGUGUUUGGGACAUUUGAGGUUGGAGUUACCUCUCAGUUCAUUUCCAAGAAAGGGCUCUCAAAGACUUCAGACCAGGCCUACAUUGAGUUUGAGAGCAUCGAGGCCAUUGUGAAAACAGCCAGCCGCACCAAGUUCUUCAUUGAGUUCUACUCCACCUGCCUGGAGGAGUACAAGAAGAGCUUUGAGAACGAUGCCCAGAGCAGUGAUAACAUCAACUUCCUCAAAGUGCAGUGGUCUUCACGCCAGCUGCCCACGCUCAAGCCCAUUCUGGCCGACAUCGAGUACCUGCAGGACCAGCACCUCCUGCUCACAGUGAAGUCCAUGGAUGGCUAUGAGUCCUAUGGGGAGUGUGUGGUGGCGCUCAAGUCCAUGAUUGGCAGCACGGCCCAGCAGUUCCUGACCUUCCUGUCCCACCGUGGCGAGGAGACAGGCAACAUCCGUGGCUCCAUGAAGGUGCGGGUGCCCACAGAGCGCCUGGGCACCCGUGAGCGACUCUACGAGUGGAUCAGCAUUGAUAAGGAUGAGGCAGGAACAAAGGGCAAAGCCCCCUCUGUGUCCCGAGGCAGCCAAGAGCCCAGGUCAGGGAGCCGAAAGCCAGCCCCCACAGAGGCCUUCUGCCCACUGUCCAAGUUAUUCGAAGAACCAGAGAAACCACCACCAACUGGGAGGCCACCAGCCCCUCCUCGAGCUACUCCCCGGGAGGAGCCCUUGACCCCCAGGUUGAAGCCAGAGGGGGCUCCAGAGCCUGAAGGGGUGGCGGCUCCUCCGCCCAAGAACAGCUUCAAUAACCCUGCCUACUACGUCCUUGAAGGGGUCCCACACCAGCUGCUGCCCCCAGAGCCACCUCCGCCUGCCAGGGCCCUUGUCCCACCUGCCACCAAGAACAAGGUGGCCAUCACAGUGCCUGCUCCACAGCUUGGUCGCCACCGGCCUCCCCGUGUGGGAGAGGGGAGCUCAUCAGAUGAGGAGCCCGGGGGUACACUGCCCCCUCCAGACUUUCCACCCCCACCACUGCCAGACUCGGCCAUCUUCCUGCCUCCAAGCCUGGAUCCUUUGCCAGGGCCAGUGGUCCGGGGUCGCAGUGGGGGUGAGGCCCGUGGCCCACCACCCCCUAAGGCCCAUCCAAGACCCCCACUGCCCCCAGGCCCCUCACCCACUAGCACUUUCCUGGGUGAGGUAGCCAGUGGGGACGAUCGCUCCUGCUCGGUGCUGCAGAUGGCCAAGACACUGAGUGAGGUGGACUACGCUCCUGCUGGGCCUGGCCGCUCAGUGCUCCUGCCAGGCCCCCUGGAGCUGCAGCCACCCCGGGGACUGCCCUCAGACUAUGGCCGGCCGCUCAGCUUCCCUCCACCUCGCAUCCGAGAGAGCAUCCAGGAGGACCUGGCAGAGGAGGUGUGUGGACCAGGGGUGGCUGGCUGUGUAUGCCGGAGCGACAUCACCGAGGAGGACCUGGAGGAGGCUGGGGUGCAGGAUCCGGCUCACAAGCGCCUCCUUCUGGACACCCUGCAGCUCAGCAAGUGAUAGCGGUGGCACUGUGAAGCUGCGAAUUCAGCGCUCCUUCCUACCCCCACGAAGACCCAGCCAUGGCCCCCGAGUUGAAAAUUUAUGAGGGGUGGGCAGCACCUCUCUACCUAUUUAUUUGGAAUCUGUGUUCCCCACUACCCGAUCGUUUGGAAUGCCCUAAUUAGGACAUCCUGCCCCUCCUUUUAUACCAGGGGCACCAGAGAUCAGUUGCCAUGGUUACCAAGGACCUUGGUUAUUCUGGUGCUGCCCUCCCUUUCUGGCCCCCUCCUCUCAGACCUAAGGAGUGCCUGAGGGGUCCAUUUGGGUACGUCUGGACCCUCACUUUCACCACUGUUCUUGGGCCUGUAGCACAGCGGGCGGGGCUCUCCCCAACACCCAUCUGGGGUGUCCAUCCGGAAAUGAAGGAACAGUCCAAGUACCGGGCUGGGUUUAAUUUAAGAUGUUCUGUAUGGGUUUAGGGAGGGCAGGGACUUUAAUAUUAUUGGGGCGAUUGGGAAUAGGGGAUGAAUCUCUGCCAUAAAGUGCCAGUUUGCCUAGUUCGCACUGUCUCCUGGUCUUUGCGUGCGUAGCAGCCUCUGGGAGCAAGGGAGACCCAGCUCUUACCAGCAGCCAGCCUGUCCCCAUCCUGGGUACUCAGAGGGGUUAGCGGCAUGAUGUCUUCAAUAAAUUAAGUUUUAUUUGGAUUGAG